Nematolebias whitei (Rio pearlfish) is the source of this 2708-nucleotide messenger RNA. It is a transcript of the gene znf281b, whose product is annotated as zinc finger protein 281b. The transcript is spliced from 7 exons. Gene Ontology annotation, biological process: regulation of transcription by RNA polymerase II. The record is from RefSeq and is a predicted model, not a curated record. NCBI's taxonomy places the organism in Eukaryota, Metazoa, Chordata, Actinopteri, Cyprinodontiformes, Rivulidae. Gene Ontology annotation, molecular function: DNA-binding transcription factor activity, RNA polymerase II-specific; RNA polymerase II cis-regulatory region sequence-specific DNA binding. The coding region runs from base 204 to 2705 and encodes 833 amino acids.
CAGAAUCCCCCGCGCCAGGGCAACAUGGAAGAAAGCAGUGACCGCCGGAGAACAAUGUUUUGGCAAUAAAUCCCCCGAGCGGCCAAGACGGAGACGAUAUAAACGGGUUUAAAGCCAACUGCGGUCAUGCGUAGAAUGAUCUCCUGCAUUCCUCAUUAGAUUGAUCGCCCUCCUUCUCCCCCUGCAUAAAGUAAACCACCACCAUGAGUAUUAUCCAAGACAAGUUAGGCAAUGAGUUUUUGCGCAAUGGAGGCAUGGACCCCAAUUUUGCACCAGGCAUGCUUAUGUUCAGCCACUUGCCUCCAGUCACCAGCUUCACGCGACUGGCCUCCCAGUCUGUUAUGGGUGAACUUCCCCAGGAGAUGAUCCUGAAGAAAGAGCGCGACUCACCUCCAGAACACCACGGCGCCGCAAAUUCAGGGGGGUUCCUUCACAGCAUGGGCAUUAAACAAGAGCGGCUGAGUGAACUGGAUUACAGAAUGCCCCUCUACGGCGGGGGUGGAGUAGGGUUGAACUGUGCUGGAGGGGGCUCAGGGAAAAGUGGUACCGACAUGGCAGAUAUGUCUUUCGGCAACCAGCACCAAAAUCACCAGAACAUGCUCCUGCAUGACCUCAGCCUCAACAAUAUUCGCUCCCUGGGAGAACCGAUGCCUGGGAGACCAGGUAAAGAGCCAAAAGAGUCCUCGGGUAGAAGAGGGCGGAGGAGCAAUGGGGAUGGGCAAGGAGGCAAAACUCGAAGGAAACGCAACGAUGCUGCAAAGGCUAUGAUGUUGGAAGGAGACGGAGCUUGCCUGUCCCCAAACUCUAAACCACAUAUCUGCGAGCACUGUAACGCUGCCUUUCGCAGCUCCUACCACUUGCGUAGACAUGUGCUCAUACACACAGGGGAGAGGCCUUUUCGUUGCAGUCAGUGUAACAUGAGCUUCAUUCAGAAGUACCUGCUCCAGCGACAUGAGAAAAUCCACAGCGGGGAAAAGCCUUUCAGCUGUGACCAAUGUAACAUGCGUUUUAUUCAGAAGUACCAUAUGGAGCGACACAAAAGGACACACAGUGGAGAGAAGCCGUAUCGCUGUGAUACUUGCCAACAAUUUUUCUCAAGAACUGACCGGUUACUGAAGCACAAACGGACUUGUGGAGAAGCCAUAAAAAAGGGUCUAGAUCCAAACAUGCUGGAGCUCAGUGGAGCGGAGCUAGGCCAGGGCAGCUAUUCACUCACUCAGGGAAACUCUACCACCUCUGGACGCAAGAGGUCCAAGUCCAAAAAUGGUGAAGGUGGUGAACGCAGGAAAAAGAAGAACGCCUCAGCAACAGUGACCUCAUCUUCUGGGGGGAUGGUCCACGACUUGGGCCUGCAGGACUUCAGCAUGGAGCAUCCCUCAGACUCUGAUCCUGUCAUGCAAGGGCGUGCUCCCAAAUUGGUCUUUAAAAAAACUGGACGCAAAGGGCUUGAUAAGGGCCUGCUCUCCCUGGAAGAUGGUGCUGAUGGACAAAAACUUUUAGGCCAGAAGCCUGGUGCCAUGGAUCAUGUGGAGGGCUCUGGACUUGAUAACAUGAGUCUACUCCAGGGACCUGGGGGCAGUAAGCCUGGUCCCAACACCAGCAGCAACUAUGAUGAUGCAAUGCAGUUCGUCAAAAAGCGGCGCUACCUCCAUGCAGUUAAUAAUGACUAUGGAGCCAGCUCACUUCACAUGGCAUCCCAGGGCGGCACUGUGAUCCAGGGUUCCCUAGGUCCGGAGCCCACACUGGCUAUGCUGGACUCGCCGCUGGAGCUCAAGCACGACAAGUCAGGUAUUCCAGAUGAGGUACUGCAAAGCCUGCUAGACCAUUAUAGCCAUAAACCAGAGGGAACACACCACCACGAUGUGACUUUCGAUCUGUCAGACCACCCACACCACGUAGACCUCCAACCAGCAGCUCCGGUUACUCCAGAAUUGGAGGACGAUUCCACCAAUGGUGGUGACAAGACCGCUGUGAUGAGCGAGUACUCCAAGUUCCUCCUCCAGGCUCUUGAGCGCACCAGCCAUAGUGGACCCUUCCCCAGCCUUGGUCCAACGGGGCCUUUCCCCCUCCUGUCCAGCAGCUCCAGUCCCACAGGGCCCUUGUUUUCUGAUAAACACGCAUACACCACUUCUCCACUAGAUUGUGGCUACCCACCUACUGUUUCCUCUCCACUUCCCAUAGCUGCCCCCUCAUCCUCUUCCUCUUCCUCCUCCUCCAAGUCCCACUAUGGAAUGCUUGUUGGAUCCCCCUCCCAGGCAGGCUACCACCUCAGCCUGGAAUCUACUAGCCACCAGCAGCUGACUCCAUCUCAGGAGCUUACCGAACAGUUGGAGAAACAGCACUCCCCGGGCACCUUCAACCUACCCCCCCAGGAGCUUACUGCCACGGAGGGCUCCAAGGGACAGCAAUCUAAGGCUGUAGGGAGCACUGCACCUACCAACGGCUCCGCCUACCCAGACCUGUCCCCACUGAACCCCCCGAAAGAAACCACAUACCAGAUCGAGAACUUUGCCCAAGCCUUUGGCUCCCAGUUCAAGUCUGGACGGCGGACCCCUCUGAGCUACGGCAGCGACCCUGGAGCAGAGGUCGAACCCAGAAUACGGACUCCAGUGUCAGAAUUCUCAGGGUAUAGAAGCUUGUUAGCUGAUGUCAGUGAGCCAGUGAGUACGGGAUCAAAAACCCUGACAAGCCAAAGUUUCAGAUAAGGG